This is a messenger RNA of Gilbertella persicaria, 1140 nucleotides long. Its product is annotated as N2227-like protein-domain-containing protein. Lineage: Eukaryota; Fungi; Mucoromycota; Mucoromycetes; Mucorales; Choanephoraceae. The transcript has 8 exons. Gene Ontology annotation, molecular function: S-adenosylmethionine-dependent methyltransferase activity. The record is from RefSeq and is a predicted model, not a curated record. Bases 1 to 1140 code for a protein of 379 amino acids.
AUGCACCACCACGAAACAGCACAUGAUCCUACUCAGUCAGAGCAAUUUCAUUUAGUCAAAGUUAUCACUGCUUUUGCUUAUUAUAGAAGACACGCGUUAAACCAUAACCACAGAAGAAGACGCGACUACCUCGCACUACCCGAACACCACAAACAACUCAUACCUGAUUAUUUACACAAGGUGGAUAAUGUAGACAAAUGCAUUGAGGAGAAUAUGAAUUUCAUUCGUCAUAUUGUAAAAAGCGCCAGCAUGUUUCUAGAUGGUCAGGACCCUAUGACUGCUGUUUCUCAACAUCAACAACAGCAGAAACAGACGAACAAACCACCUGUGACACCAAUGGAUAUGGAUAAGGUCAGAAGCACUUUGAAACAAUUUGUUCGAGAUUGGUCCAUGGAGGGAGAAGCAGAACGCAAAGCUACAUAUGAUCCUAUCGUGCAAGCAUUAAAUAAUAUCUUUAAGGACAUACCGAUCGAAAAAAGAGGUGAUGUCCGUGUACUCGUACCAGGUGCUGGUUUAGGUCGAUUGGCGUUUGAUAUCGCAAAAGCAGGCAAGUUGCCAUUACAAUACAGCUUUAGUUGUCAAGGAAACGAAUUCUCGUAUUAUAUGCUCUUUGCAUCGCAUUUUGUUCUUAAUAGAUUGAAAAAGCCACAAGAACACAGUAUCUUCCCUUUUGUUCACUCUUUCUCCAACAUCCAAUCUGAUGAAAACCAAUUGAGACCAGUCAAGAUUCCUGAUAUGCUGCCUUCUGAUUUACCCUCUACUGUCGAUUUUUCCAUGGUUGCUGGUGAUUUUAUUGAAGUCUAUGGCGCACAGGAACAUAAGGGUGCCUGGGAUGUGGUUGUUACUUGUUUCUUUUUGGAUACUGCCAAGAAUAUUAUUGAAUACAUGGAAGUGAUUCACAAGGCUCUUAAGCCCAAUGGUGUCUGGAUAAACAUAGGUCCUUUGCUCUAUCAUUUUGAAGAUUCUACUUCAGGUGAUUCUUCUAUUGAACUCAGUCUUGAUCAAGUCAAGGAAGUAGCUAAAAAGAUAGGUUUUGAAUUCAAGCAACAAGAUAUGGUCUCUACUACAUAUACAUCUAAUCCAGAUGGUAUGUUAAAAUAUGUAUAUAACUGUGCAUUCUGGACUGCAGUUAAAUUAUAG